GGCCCAUGGAUGAAUGGAAUUUUUGGGUUUGACGAAGAGUUAAUGGAAACCAGGUAGGAGAAGCCUAUCUUGAAAUUAACCUUUUUUGUUUACUUUUACUUCUUCUCUGAAAUUUUGGUGGUUUGGCUUGUGUGCUGUCGAAUUCUACUGUUUUCUCAUUCAUUUCUUCAAGUGCUAUGCUUGAUUGUUUCAACGCGUUAGAGUCUUUUUUUUGUUCUUAUUAUUAUGUGCUUUUGAUCUGCUCGUACUGAGUUAUGAUGGAGAUCGGGUACUUGUUACAACUUAGGGUUUAUUGGACUCUCUCAAUCUUUCUUUUUUUGUUCCGAAUUGGGAUUUUGUUCGCUGUUUAGAGUAGCCAGCUUCAAUGGGAUUGGAUUAGGAUCUGUGUGGGGUGUUUUAUUUUAUACCUUACGUUUAUAAUAUGGUGAAAGACUGAUCUUGGGUUUUUUUUUUUUUUUUUUUGGCUUCUCUUUUGUGUUUUUGUUCAAUUUUAGACAUUGGCUGAGGAUUUAAAAAGAUUUCUCUUGAGUAGGUUUUCAUGGGUUGAACUUGAGGAAUCAUGGGGAGUCGCAGCGAAGAGGAAGAAGAUCGAUUCUUCGAAUCCCGAGAGGAGCUCGCUUCUUUGUACGAUUCGGGAUCGGAUCGCCGCGACAGUUUUGACUCCGGUUCCGGGCUAGUAAAUCGGGUCUCUGAUAGUUCACAAUACGAAGUUUGGGUUAAGAUUCCAGAAAGCAUUCGUGACCGCCGGAAUAAGUUCCUGAAAUGGAUUGGUGAUGAUUCCGAAGAUGUCUCCCUUCACCGCGGAGUGGGUAACGAUAGAGCAACAGAGAGCAGUGGGGCUGUGCUGGGAAGUUCUGAUUUCGAAGACGGGUUUCAGUCGAGUCGGUCUUCCAUCUCUUGUUGGUCCAACGGCGCUCCUGAUUUUUCUGAAGAUGGGAUCUUGGCUGAGAAUUGUGUCUUUAAAAUUAAAAACUUAGAUGAUGGAACAGUGUUCAUCGUGGAUGAAUUAGGACAGGAUGGGAUGCUGAGCAGACUUCGUGAAGUCAAUUCAAAUCGACUGGUUACUGUGGAAGAGUUCGAGAAAACACUCUGGUUAUCCCCUCUGGUGCAGCAAUUUAUGAGGAGAGAAGUUUUAGAGACAGUCAAUGUAGUGGAGAAGGCUAAGAGAGUAAAGAGGGGGUGGUUAAAGAGAUUGGUCGCCGUGUCCCGCAUUGUGAGUAGGAAAGGAGAUGGUGGCAAUUCCCAUUCCGACAACUCUAACUCUUCUUUGGCAACAAGGGUUCAGAGGGUCAGGGUUCGUCCUUACAGGAAACGGUCCAAGGAGCUCUCUGCUCUUUAUAUGGGACAAGAAAUAUGUGCUCACGAGGGUUCAAUAUCGACAAUGAAGUUCAGUCCUGAUGGACAGUGUCUAGCAAGUGCUGGUGAAGAUGGGGUUGUCCGUGUAUGGCAGGUAAUUGAGACUGAGAGAUCAAAUGAAGAUGACAUUCUGGAUGUUGAUCCCUCGUUUGUAUAUUUUACCAUCAAUCACUCUUCUGAGCUGGUUCCCCUUUUUGCGGAUAAAGAGAAACUGAGUAAAUUCAAGACACUCAGGAAAACGGCAGACACAGCUUGUGUCAUCUUACCGCCAAAGGUCUUUCGGCUGUCUGAAAAACCACUCCAUGAGUAUCAUGGGCACAGUGGUGAGGUCUUGGAUCUGUCAUGGUCUAAGGACAAGUAUCUGCUUUCAUCCUCUGUGGAUAAAACUGUUCGAUUGUGGCGAGUGGGAUACGAUGGAUGCCUCAAGGUCUUCUUUCAUAAUAAUUAUGUGACUUGUGUUCAGUUCAACCCUGUGGACAAUAAUUACUUCAUUAGCGGUUCAAUAGAUGGAAAAGUCCGAAUCUGGAAAAUUCCUCUUGGUCAUGUUAUUGAUUGGACAGAUAUAAGAGAAAUAGUCACUGCUGUGUGCUAUCGCCCGGAUGGACAGGGAGGGAUUGUUGGAUCCCUGACUGGCAAUUGUCGCUUUUAUGAUGCAUCAGAUAAGCUUCUGCGACUGGAUGAUCAAAUAUGUUUACAGAGUAAAAAGAAGUCACCUUGGAAAAGGAUCACUGGCUUUCAGUUCUCCCCAAGUGAUCCAAGCAAAGUAAUGGUCACCUCUGCUGAUUCACAAGUACGAAUUCUUCAUGGGGUUGAUGUGGUCUGCAAAUUCAAGGGUCCUCGGAAUGUAGGGAGCCAAAGAUCUGCAUCUUUCACUGCAGAUGGGAAACAUAUUAUCUCAGCCAGUGAGGAUUCUAAUGUAUAUGUCUGGAACUGUGAUAGGCUGGAUGGACCCACAACCUCCCAGUCAAAAAGCACGUGGUCUUGUGAGCGCUUCUUCUCUGACAACGCAUCUGUUGCUGUACCUUGGUGUGGCUUGAGAUCUGGGGAUGCAGUUAGCUCAACUGUUUCUGACAGUCUUCCAUCCCCUAAAAAAUUUGGGGAUCCACCAGCUACUAAGACAGAAAAUGGGUGGUUGCAUUGUCUGCUGGAUCCACCAGCUACUAAGACAGAAAAUGUCCUCCCAAUGCCUUCACCUGAUCGUUUCUCUUUGAGCCAUGGAUUCUUUUCAGAGGCUUUACCAAAAGGCUCUGCCACAUGGCCUGAGGAGAUGCUUCCUGUGUCACGCUCACUGUCCGUGUCAUCGACAGUGUGUAAAUCCCAAUACAAGUUUCUAAAGACUUCCUGCCAGAGCACACUCAGUUCUCAUGCAUGGGGUCUGGUGAUCGUAACUGCAGGCUGGGAUGGGCGUAUCCGAUCGUUCCUCAAUUAUGGGUUGCCGGUUCGUCUUUGAAAGUAUAGGCUCAGGAUGCCUUUUGGAAAGAGUUUUACUGUUGGGCGUUUCAACAUACGUUGCUGCCCCUUAUGCUGGAUGCUGCAGAUUUUCAUUAGUCCAGCCCAAAUAUGUGAAAGAAAUGAUAGGUUGUGCUGCGUUGUCAAGUUGUGGUGGGGUGUUUGUGAGUGGGCUCAAUUCUAAAUUUUAUCAGCAUCCACUGCCUCAGCAAAUACAGGUUUGAUACUUCACGGGCAUGUGAAAUGUAGAGAAGUUUUGACAAACUGGGAUUCUCUGUUUGGGGCCCUUGUAUAGGUUUUAUAAUAUAGUCUAAUUAGACUCUGACAGCAUGAAAGGUGGCGAGGUAUCCAUGGUUGUGUUGUAUAAAUGGGCCUGGUGAAAAAAAAGAGGCCAGAUUUUGUUCUUCUGGAUUUGGAAAUCCAGCUUAAUUAUAUGAUUCUUUUAUUUAUUUUUUAGUGGAGGAGGUGGUGGCUGCCUGAAGCAAAGGAAGGGUCAGUGAAGAUUUUGUGCAUAUUAAUGUCAGGGUUUAUGGAACAAUUGUUUAUUAAGAAUGGUGAAGUGGGCAGAGGUGGUGGGUGGAGUACAUUGAUGGGAGAUAUGGUUAAGAACAAGCACCUUUCGUGACAUUGUUGGCUGGUCUGAAUGGUUUUGCGAAAUUUGGAGUUUGUUCUUUCAGAUUGGGUUUGUAGUGAUAGCAGGAAUCCGGGUGGGCAGGGUCUCCUUAGAAAGUGACUGGGCUGCUGGACUUCUGGUGAUUAAUGUGGGUUGCGAUGUCAGGGAUACAAUGAUAAUCGAAGUUUGGGUAACCAAUUCCAGUGCCGCUUUCCUGUAUUGUGUGCUGCCUAUUGCUCCUGGUCUAAGUGGUUCAGCAGAGACAUCCACCAUUGGCUCUACACUCUCUACCCACAAGGCUUCCCUUUCCUGAAUUGGUAGUUCCCACAUUUUGUCUGUCACUAAUCAGGUUCACAUCAUGUUGUGUAUUUUUUCAUCAUUUAUUACAUAUUUAUACUGUGAUUUACUUUUGAAAGAAAAUUGUACACAAAGGUGGCAUUGUAUCAAUAUAAAUUUUAUCUACUU
Molecule: messenger RNA, 3883 nt
Organism: Telopea speciosissima
Lineage: Eukaryota; Viridiplantae; Streptophyta; Magnoliopsida; Proteales; Proteaceae
Product: WD repeat-containing protein 44-like
Exons: 7
Coding region: 560-2806 (748 amino acids)
Molecular function (GO): protein binding
Source: RefSeq, a predicted model, not a curated record